Messenger RNA from Juglans regia (Persian walnut), 342 nucleotides. RefSeq lists its product as uncharacterized. NCBI's taxonomy places the organism in Eukaryota, Viridiplantae, Streptophyta, Magnoliopsida, Fagales, Juglandaceae. The transcript has a single exon. Gene Ontology annotation, molecular function: RNA-DNA hybrid ribonuclease activity; nucleic acid binding. The coding region runs from base 1 to 342 and encodes 113 amino acids. The record is from RefSeq and is a predicted model, not a curated record.
AUGCCGAAGGUUAGAAUUCCUUGCAAAGUGUGCUGGGAAAAGCUACCUAAAGGUUGGUUGAAGCUAAAUGUUGAUGGGUCUUGUAGAGUGAAUCUGGGUUCUUGUGGUGGUGGAGGUAUCAUCCGAGAUUCAGUUGGUAAUAUGAAGGCUGCUUUUUCUGAAAAAUUUAAAUUGGGUACUAAUAAUGGAGCAGAGUUGAGGGCUAUUAUUAGAGGCAUUCGACUUUGCAAAGAAUUGGAUAUAAGAAUAUUUGUAUUGAAAGUGAUUCGGAGUUGGUGGUGGGUUGGCUCAUUUCUGGUGUUUGUAUUGUUUGGUACUUAUGGGAUUUUUGGGAACGAUUAG